Messenger RNA from Ascochyta rabiei, 1623 nucleotides. RefSeq lists its product as uncharacterized. The record is from RefSeq and is a predicted model, not a curated record. The transcript has 3 exons. The coding region runs from base 1 to 1623 and encodes 540 amino acids. Gene Ontology annotation, molecular function: carbohydrate:proton symporter activity. NCBI's taxonomy places the organism in Eukaryota, Fungi, Ascomycota, Dothideomycetes, Pleosporales, Didymellaceae. Gene Ontology annotation, cellular component: membrane. Gene Ontology annotation, biological process: carbohydrate transport; transmembrane transport.
AUGGGCAAGAAGUUUUACGGCCUCAAGGGCACAAAGCUCAACAUCGCUAUUGCCGUUGUUGCGGGUACUGAUUUCGCCCUCUUUGGAUAUGAUCAGGGUGUCAUGGGUGGUCUGCUCACGUUGAGCUCUUUUCUAAGAUACUUUCCCGAAAUCGACACCGCAAACUCACCUGGAGGUAAUGCCAGCCAUACUGCGACAAUCCAGGCCAUUACCGUUGGUGCAUACACACUAGGAUGCUUCUUCGGCGCUGUGGCCACCAUCUGGCUUGGCAACAUGCUCGGGCGCAAGAAGACAAUCUUCAUUGGCAGCUGUAUCAUGAUCGUUGGUGCUGCUUUGCAGACUUCAGCGUUUGGCCUGGCCCAAUUGAUCGUCGGACGCUGGAUCACUGGAUUCGGCAACGGCAUGAACACUAGUACGGUUCCCACAUGGCAGUCUGAGACAUCAAAACCCCAUAGACGAGGACAAAUGGUCAUGAUCGAAGGCUCGCUCAUUGUUUUCGGUGUCAUGCUGAGUUACUGGCUUGAUCUGGGCUUCUCCUUCCUCGAGCCGAGUUCCAUCGCCUGGCGCUUCCCCAUCGCCUUCCAGAUCAUCCUCGCAAUCUUCAUCCUCAUCUUGAUUCCCGGACUACCUGAGAGUCCCCGUUGGCUCGUACUGAAGGGGCGAGAUGACGAAGCUUGGGAGGUGCUGGCUGCGUUGAGCGACCUUCCAAAAGAAGACAAGAAGAUUGUCGCAGAACUCCAGGCUGUCAAGGAUGUUGUGUUCGAGAUGUCAAGAGGCGGAUUCAGGGAGUGCUUCAAGACCAACCGCAACAGGAACUUCCACCGCACCGUGCUAGCCUAUGUGAACCAGAUGUUUCAGCAGAUCUCAGGCAUCAAUCUGGUCACAUACUACGCAGCAACAAUUUUCGAGAACUCCAUCGGCCUCUCACCUUUCAUGAGUCGCCUGCUAUCCGCUUUGAACGGCACGGAGUACUGGAUCGCAUCAUGGAUUGCCAUCUUUACGAUCGAACGAUUUGGACGCCGUGCACUUAUGUUGUUUGGCGCUGUGGGCAUGAGUAUCACCAUGGCUAUCCUCGCAGGAGCUACCAGCAACAUUGAAAACAAGGCCUGCGGUCUCGUCGCCACCGUCAUGCUUUUUGUCUUUAACUCCUUCUUCGCUGUUGGAUGGCUGGGCAUGACCUGGCUCUACCCUGCCGAAAUCACACCACUUUCAAUCCGUGCCCCUGCCAACGCAAUUUCCACCACAGCCAACUGGGCCUUCAACUUCAUGGUGGUGAUGGUGACGCCUGUGGCCUUCGCCAAUAUUGGAUAUCAGACAUACAUCAUCUUUGCGGUCAUCAACGCCGCUAUAGUACCCAGUGUGUACUUCUUCUUCCCUGAAACCGCCGGCCGUUCCCUCGAGGAAAUGGACGAGAUCUUCCACAAGACCACAAACCCGUUCAACUGUGUGCAGAUCGCAAAUGACUUGCCGCAUCGUUUCGAUAGGCACGGUAAUUUGCUCGUAGACUACAACGACACAGAGGAGGCAAGAGAUGUUGAGAGGAGGAGGAGCUCAGUCACUGGCGCGUCGCCAGGUAUAUUUAAAGCGGAACUAGACUCGAGGGAGCAUAACGAAAAGGUCUGA